This is a messenger RNA of Siniperca chuatsi (mandarin fish), 2304 nucleotides long. It is a transcript of the gene dnal1, whose product is annotated as dynein, axonemal, light chain 1. The transcript is spliced from 8 exons. NCBI's taxonomy places the organism in Eukaryota, Metazoa, Chordata, Actinopteri, Centrarchiformes, Sinipercidae. Gene Ontology annotation, cellular component: cytoplasm. Gene Ontology annotation, molecular function: protein kinase binding. The record is from RefSeq and is a predicted model, not a curated record. Bases 110 to 691 code for a protein of 193 amino acids.
AAAAAAAAUUCUAAACUGGGUCAAGCACAGUCACAGUUUCACUGCGCAGGCGCAGCUUGUAGGCUGCCUGUCAGUGCCAUAGCAACCAGAGCAGACAUCAACCAUCAACAUGGCAAAAGCAACGACUGUGAGAGAAGCACUGGCCAAAUGGGAGGAGAAAUCAGGGGAGAAAGUGAGUGAUGCUAAAGCCAUUAAACUGUAUGGUCAGGUUCCCCCUAUAGAGAAGAUGGAUGCUUCUCUCUCCACACUCACCAACUGCGAGAAGCUGUCUCUGUCCACAAACUGCAUUGAGAAAAUAACCAAUCUCAAUGGCCUGAAGAACUUGAGGAUAUUGUCAUUAGGAAGAAAUAAUAUAAAGGCCCUCACUGGGCUGGAGGCAGUAGGAGACACAUUAGAAGAGUUGUGGAUCUCUUAUAACUUGAUAGAGAAAUUGAAGGGAAUCCAAUGCAUGAAGAACCUGAGAGUCCUCUACAUGUCGAACAACCUGGUCAAAGAAUGGGGAGAGUUUGUGAGGCUAGCUGACCUGCCAUGCCUUGCAGACCUGGUGUUUGUUGGAAAUCCUCUGGAGGAGAAGCAUUCAGCUGAGGCAAAUUGGAUGGAUGAAGCCUCUAAAAGACUACCUAAUCUGAAGAAACUAGAUGGAACCCCAGUCAUCAAACAGGAAGAGGAUGAAGGAGAUGGAGAGAGCUGAGAAGCAUGACUAUCUGCAAAACUACAACCCCCUUCUCUAAGAGUCUUCCCUUUUUUAAGUUUUGUAUGGUUUGUCAGGGUGCUUUUCUUCAUAUAAAAUGAUUUUUACAACAGCGUAGACUUUGUUGUAGAUCGACAAGCACAAAAUAACCAACAAAUACACAGAUUGUAUAUGUUGAAAAACGUCUGUUAAAUUGACAAUACUUCAGGCCUUGUGGGUUUGGGACUAGAAAUAGGUUUUGAUAAGACCGUAUAUUGCAAGUGAAACUACAUGAUAAGCACAUUUCCUAAUGCUAUUUACAGCAUUAUGGGGUUUUUUUUUUACUGUCAAACUAUGAAGGAUAUUGAAACUAAUAGUAAUUGUUUUUGUUAACUGAAAAUUGACUGUGGGAAUUGGUGGUACAGUACCAUUUGCGGACCAAAAAUACAAAAUAUACAAUGUUAUCUUAGAGUGUCCUUGAUUUAUAUGCCUCUCUAUGUUAUUCUAGCAAGAACUAAAGCACAGUGUAGUACACACACCCAAGUGAGCAGAGACAUUUGUGUGGACCAGAUGUUGAUCAGGUAAUACUAUUAGCUCCAUGUUCCUGGACCUUCUCUAGCCUAAUAGGAGUUGGCUAUAAAUACCAAACACUGUCCUCCCUCCAUAAUAUCACCAUGGAGAGAUGGCCAAAUAAAGCUAAUGAGUAGCUGAAUUAUGCCACAUUUACAUCACAUUGGACUAAGCAGUGAAACAAUUGAUGGUUAGAAAAAGUGACUUGGAGUGAUAGAUUUUAGUGUCAACCACAAAUGAAAAAUCCAGGAAACAGGCCCCCCACCCCCCCGUGGCUCACCUGGUAGCGUGCAUACCAUUAAGGCUGAGUCCCUAAUGCAGUGGCCUCGGUUCAAUUCCAACCCAUGGCCCUUUGCUGCAUGUCAUCCCUUCUCUCUCUCUCCCCCACCUUUCCUGUCUUAUCGCUGUCACUAUCAAAUAAAGGUAAAAUGUCCAAACAAAAAUAAAUCCAGCAAACAAUUGCAUCUUGCCAUGGUACUUGAAGAGCAUACUGUUUUUCCUUGAUGUGAUCAGGAUUCAGGAAUUCACUGAAAUCAGAGUCUAUUACCAACCACGGACUUCUCAGGUAGUAAGCAAGUUAAUAGGUACUAUCCUUCUGAUGUGACAUGAAGGGACCUUUGCCAGCUACAUUGAAACAGCCUUUGGACAGGACUGUGGAGCCAACAUAGCGGAGAGUGAAAACUUACAUGACCAAAAUACAUCCACAGCUCUGUUUGGUUCUGUGUUGUUUGAGAUCUUCCUGACUAUAUAAUACUGAGGUCAUGUAGUAUAUGUCUAAACUUGAUUAUUAAAUGAAUAUGCAUUGUAAUCAGGUCUGUUUAUUUUAAGGGCAGAAACUGGUCUACUGCAUUUUACUGUCAAUUUUAGGUACAUUUUGGAUCUGUAGUUUCCACAUUGUUCUUUAUGAUGUGAUACCAAGGUUAAUGCAUGUCCUCGUUAAUUACCAAUGUUUGUGUAAAAUGAUUUUCAUGUUUUAAAUUUUAGGCAUGUUUGUACAUACAAGUGACAGAUGUUUAUGGUUUUUAAAUAAUUUUAAUAUUUGAAAUAAAUACUAUUUAAGUAUA